This is a messenger RNA of Diceros bicornis minor, 3537 nucleotides long. It is a transcript of the gene ETV7, whose product is annotated as ETS variant transcription factor 7. Bases 186 to 1211 code for a protein of 341 amino acids. The record is from RefSeq and is a predicted model, not a curated record. Gene Ontology annotation, cellular component: nucleus. NCBI's taxonomy places the organism in Eukaryota, Metazoa, Chordata, Mammalia, Perissodactyla, Rhinocerotidae. Gene Ontology annotation, molecular function: sequence-specific DNA binding; DNA-binding transcription factor activity, RNA polymerase II-specific. The transcript has 8 exons. Gene Ontology annotation, biological process: cell differentiation; regulation of transcription by RNA polymerase II.
GAACCCAAGCGCAGGCUACGCCGCGCUUCUCGAAAGAAUUUCCUCCCACGCGACCUUUCAGUGUUCGGGGCCAAGUUAGGGGUUUGGGGAAGGAGCGCCUGAGAGCGCCAGCCUAGGGCCCAGCAGCCGCAGCCAGUGGAGCGCUCACGACGGCCGGCCGAGUGGCUCCCUCGCCUCCACCUGUAAUGCAGGAGGGAGCACUGGCCAGUUCUCCUGUGAGCCCCGAGGCAGCCACACCAUCCCCAGGCACCCAGGCCCAAGCCAGAUGUGCCUCUCGAGUGAACCUGCUGGGCGAGGGGGGAAUCUGCAAGCUGCCAGGAAGACUCCGCAUCCAGCCGGCGCUCUGGAGCAGGGAGGAUGUGCUGCACUGGCUGCGCUGGGCCGAGCAGGAGUACGCUCUGCAGCGCACCGGGGAGCACGGGUUCGAGAUGAACGGCCGCGCCCUCUGCAUCCUCACCAAGGAUGACUUCCGGCUCCGCGCGCCAGGUUCAGGUGACGUCCUGUAUGAGCUGCUCCAGUACAUCAAGACCCAGCGGCGAGCCCUGGUGUGUGGGCCCUUUUUCGGAGGGGCCUUCAGGCAGAAGAUACCCCCUCGGCACUGCCCCUGCCCCCUGGAAGAGGGGACCGGGCCUUCUCAGGUGGCCCCCCAAAGGGACCUCCUGCAGCAGCCACCAGACCUGGGGCUUGCCAGCUCCUUGAGCCACCUGGAUGCCCCUGGCCUGGCCAGCUGGCCCCUCGGCACGGAGGAGUCCCUCAACCUACCUCACUGUGUGGAGCUCGGCUGCAGGGCUGAGGGGGCCUGCCCCUGCCCCCCAGUGCCGCAGGCCCCCAUCGACGGCAAGAUUGCAGACUGCCGGCUGCUGUGGGAUUACGUGUACCAGCUGCUCUCUGACACCAGGUACGAGCCCUACAUCAGGUGGGAAGACAAGGACGCCAAGAUCUUCCGAGUUGUGGAUCCAAAUGGGCUCGCCAGACUUUGGGGAAACCACAAGAACCGGGUGAACAUGACCUACGAGAAGAUGUCCCGUGCCCUGCGCCACUACUAUAAGCUGAACAUCAUUAAGAAGGAACCGGGGCAGAAACUCCUGUUCAGAUUUCUGAAGACACCUGGGAAGAUCAUCCGGGACAAGGGCAGCCGCCUGGAGGAGCUGGAGAGCCAGGAGCAGGACAGGCUGGAUUUCAAGGAGAAGAUUCAGGAAGUCUCUCCAUGAGGAGCACGUGGACUCCGGGCACCAGGCACCGAUGGGGCAGAGACUGAGUCUCCCAUGACGGCAGCUGGCUGCGCGGCGCCUCCUCCCUCCUCCCAGGGCAGCUGGGUUUUGUACUUGUGGGAUCACAGCUGUUGUCUCGGACCUCAGAGCUGCCUGGGGACCCGGGAGGGCUGAGAACUGGGAGGCCCCACAUCCAGGACACUAUGGGGGGCAUCAUUCUUUGCGCAGCCUUGGGGUAAGUGGGGACACAGGGAGUGAGCUCUCUCCCUGCCCUGCCCCUCGGUACCUGCCUAGCUUGGGAGAGACAGCCGGGCGCUGAGAGAGAUCCAGCACAACUCCUUCAGCUUCCAGAGGAGGGAAGCAGAGGUCCCUCGCUGAGCCUCAGCUUUCUUCAUCUGUAAAAGGGGCAUGCUCAGGAAAUGCGCCCUCAGGGGGCUGAUGCAUGAAAUGGAAAAAAGAACGACUGCUUUGUCAACCUCGGUACUAAUAGCAACAACGAUACCUGACGUUGAGGUGCUGGCUGUGUGCCUGGCCUGGUGCUAAGGGUCCUGCCUAGAUUUUCUCUCAUUCAGUUCACACACCAGCCCCCUGAGAUUUAAAGAUGAGGAAGUGGAGGCAGAGGGUUGCAGAGCCGGGCGCCUCUCCACAACCCAGUGAUGUCACCUGUUUUCUGUCAGUGCCUCAGAAUGUAUCAGGCGCUUCUCAUCAGAGGCCACGGCCCCAGCUCUCUGCCCUCAGCGUCUUUGCUGAACAGUUCCUUUCCCUUGGCCCAACCCCCUUGUCCUCAGUUUUCAGUCCUUUGGUGACUCUGUGGCUAUGACCCAGUGAAGAUUGCCCCUCCCCCGCGUGGCUCCCUAUGCUCGCAUACCCGUAUCUGCAACGUGACCUUGGGCAGCUGUUACACUCUCCGGAGCCUCAGGUUUCUCAUCUGUGAAAUGGGGAUGCUACUCCCGACCUGAUCUCACAGGAUUGCCAGAAAACUUCCCUAACACAAUGUUUGUGAGGUGCUCUGUGAGGAGCACUUAAUCUGUGUUAGCUAAGAAAACUCUGCAAACCAAAAACUGCUCUAAAGCAUGAGCGUGCCUCUGUCCUGUUAGUUCAGCUUCUCCCCUCUGCUCCCCAACCCCCAGUGCUGGCCAGGGCCUCUGAGGGCCAGAGCCUCUGCCCUGCAGCCUCCCAGGGAGGUGGGGGGAGCGAGGGAAGGGGGUGCUAUCACUGAAUCGAAAACAGAACUUCUUGGAUUCGCAUCUUCUUUCUUGGAGGGAGGAAACCACCUCUGCCUCUCCCCUCCAGCGAGUCAGGAAACCCCCCGUGUGGUGAGCCUGAGCUGGCCAUGAGUCACUGACGGGAGAAGCUGAUAAGGGUCUUGGACUUUGGGACUCAAAGCUGUGACCGCUCAUGAGCAGGGAAACUCCUGGCUUAGUCCUGCCUGGGGUUCUCUGCAGUUCCACCCCAGGAGGGGCCAGCCAGGUGGCCUUGGCAAAAAGGGUCAAUAGGAAAAUCCUUGCCUCCGCUCAUCUCCCCUGGGACUGUUCCAUCCCUAACUUUGCUCUAGGAUGAACCCACACCCCAUAGCUUUUCUCAUGGUCCCCUGCCCAGAACUACAUAACUGGACUGGAGGACCGCCCAAAUCCACUUGCCCAGCCCUUUCUUUUAUAGAUAAGGCAACUGAGGCCAGAGAGGGGGAGUGACUUCCUCAAAGUCACACAGCCGGACUCAGCAUGCUAGCUUCUAAUGCUGCCAUGUUUCUUGUCUUGCAUCUUGCUCAUGGGUCCAAGAUGUGGAGGUUUAAACAAGACGAUGGUGUCGUAAGUCACUUCUUUAGGUUACAAUGUUGGCAUUUGCCUGCUGCUGUGUUAAUAGUUGUCAAUCGCAGGGACUAUGUCUUCACCCAGCAGGAGACCUCUCUUUGGGCCAGGAAUGGGCCGUGGGCUCAGGCAGGGUCCACCGCCCCGGAUCCCAGAUCCUUGGACUCUCCACUCGGCCCUGGGCUGAGCUCCACCUUUCCCCACCUCCCUAGGCCCAUUAGGCCCUGGCCUGGGCUGGACACCUGGGUGCCAGGAAUAAAGGGAUUCAUUCAGCCCUUCCUUCCAUGCACAUUAAUCGGCACCUGCUGUGUACCUGGCACCAGGUGAGGCUCUGGGUUUAUAUCCACUUUACACAACUAGAUUCCUGAAAAGUGGUAGGUCGCUGAAAACUACAUAUGUCAAAAUGAACUUCCUCACAAUUUUAAAAAGCAGGAAAUGUAUUCUCAUGAUUUGAAAAAGUAGCCAACCAUGUCUUUCUUUUUUUGCCAGAUUAUAUUAAACUCACAAUAAAUAAUUUA